AGUCGCCGUUUGGCUCUGCCAGGUUCUCUUUUUGCUGGCUCAAGCUUGGUGGCUCAAACCGGGUAGCUUUGGCAGAGCAGGCGACCGCCACAAUGGGGUCGGGCAUGGUCUUACUGCACUCGUCGGCUCGUGCCCGCCCAUUUCCGGAGAGGCCCGAGCGGCUAGCGGGGUUAGGCCGGCGCCGAAAGGCGAUGACAGACAUGAUGGGUCACCGGCGUUGCACUUCCUUGCGGCGCUGCCGCCUGCAGAGAGGACGACGUUGCUGUCGCGCGGCAUCCGGUCGCAGCUGGAUCUGGCGGGCCUUGCGCCCACUGCUGUUCAUAAGAUGCUUGGCACGCCUUCGGAUGCUUUUCGUUUGGCGUGGGACCAAGCCAAGGGCCACCUCGCAUCAGCUACCUCUGGGGGAGAGCCGUCGAUCCCCAUCCAUAAGCUGUUCCCGAAGCGGACCGUCGAGGUCGAGGCCAAGUUGCGGUGGCAGCUGGAGCCGGGAGGUAGGCAGCGGCGGCCUGGUGGGACAGGCGAGUGGCGCAAGCCCAAGGUCAAUGUCACACAGGACGCGCUUGAUCUGCAGAGGCGGCAGAGGGCGGCAGCGCGGCUGAUGGUGAUUUUGCGGGGCAAUCUGGACCACAGCACCUUCAGGGCCGAAGCGUCGGAAUCAGGGACGGACAGGUGGUUGGCGCAUUAUGAACGCGUCAUGGCUACUUCUUUCGAGGCCGCAGGCAUGUGCCACGCCGCGCGCACAUGGGAGCGAUGGGUCAAGUGGGGGCGGAACCACGAGUGUCUGGGCGCCAUUGUCUUUGCUGGGCCCACCGCGCUAGAAGUCGCCCUAUGGCUGUCUGAUGUGGCCGGGGGAGGGCCAACGGCGGUUAGGGGGGUCCUUGUUGCAUUGCGUUGGCUCCAGGCGAAUCUCGGGUUCAAUGGCCUGCCUCUUGACUCGCCCCUGCUGCGGGGCACGACCGAGCAGCACCCGGAGAGGGUGUUGAGACAGGCCGUUGAGCUGCCAUUCAAAGUUUGGGUCCAGUAUGUCCAUCUUGCGUCCAAGGGCAAGGGGGCGAUCCAACUGAUGGCGAGGCUCAUCCUGUACGUGGCCACGAUCUCGCUGCGGUUCAAGCAUGCCCAACGCCACUCCUUCCAACAUCAGUUGUGCAGCUCCCGCACGCUGGUGGGAAGAGUGUCGAAGGGUAAGGUGUUGCGGGGCGCGGCCUUUUAUGUCGCAGGCCCGACAUAUGCAGCACCUGGUUGGCGGGCAUUUGGUGAAAUGUACGCAGUGCUGAACAAGCGGAUCCCCGACGCCACUUAUCUGAUCCCAGAUCUCGUCCUGCCUACGGGCUGUGCGGUGGAUGAGCUAGCGGACUUCAUUGAGCGGCCGAUGGGCUAUGCUGAGUUCACCGGCUGCCUAAGGUCCCUAGCGAUGCGUCCACCCUUGCAGCUGGCUCGGAGCGAGGUGCGAUCUAUAACCACUUAUUCCCUUCGCCGCAAGCUCGCGUCAAUAGCCGAUCGAAUCCAGCUGCCCCUCGAACGUCGGGCAGAGCUGGGAGAUUGGCGGGACCGCGUGGCUGAUGGGCAGGGCGGGUGGAAGGCGACAAGGGAGCCAAUGUGUGUUCGGUAUUCUGCGGCUCGGCUUGAGACAUCAGCGAUGUCUCGCCGGGUGUGCCUGCAUGCCCUUCACGAGGCGCAUUGCGCUGGGGCGACAGACGACGAACAGUUGCGACACCAAGCCAACCACGAUGAACUUUACCGGCAAGCUUUGGGCAUCCACUGGGGGGAGGGCGCGCAGCGGGCCGUAUUUGGCGACGCCGAGCACCCGCAGCCCCGCGAGGACUUGCAUGUCGUGGAGGAGCCCGAGCAGGCUGGCGGAAGCGGGUCGUCGUCGAACUCCGAUGAUACGUCGGCGGGCUCAUCGAGCUCUUGCGCGGAGCUCCUCGACCCCGUUGAAGUCCGAUGGCUGCUGCCCGGGAACAAGAAUUCGAAGCUCCACCUGGCGCGCGACGACGGCUUCGACGAGUCGGCCUGCGUGCCUGCGUGCCGGCAGUCGCCCUUCAAAUGGGGUUGUGAGGUUGGAGUAGGGCUGGACGUGGCCGGGCGUACUGGCCGCUCCUGGUCACCCCGAUGCUUGCGCCGUUUGCGCCGGCUUGUCGGGCCAGCUGCUGUGCAGCAGCAUUGCUGCAGCGAGUGACCGCGAGACCCGCCAUCUCAAGCUGUUCAGUGUCGCUCAUCGC
This is a messenger RNA of Prorocentrum cordatum, 2219 nucleotides long. Lineage: Eukaryota; Dinophyceae; Prorocentrales; Prorocentraceae. The record is from the annotation of a GenBank genome assembly.